UGUAGCACCGAAGCAGCAGAAAACAACUCAACCGAUCUAUAAAUUAUCGUCAGCAGAGCUUCUACGUUCUUCUUCUACGUCGCAGCAGUUACAAUCAAUUUACCGAUGUCACCGUCAUUAUCCCGUCAGUAAUAAUGCAUCGAGUAAAAAAACCUCGCAGAAGGGUACGACCCUUUGAAAAAUAUUCCCUUCGCAGAAUCAGAGACGCAUGCGUACGCCGUUCCGUAAAUCUGUCAUCAGAUAUCUGCAAUCAGUAUCGGGCCAACUAUCGAGCACCAAGGAUGCAGGAAUCAAUCGAACAAUCCGAGAACGUGAACAGGAGUAUCCAGCUGAGUCGGUGGAUCUUGAAGCCGAUGGGUCUGUGGCCGAACUCGUCGGAGACCUCGUGUCUGGAGAAAUAUCUGUACCGGUUGAUAAACGUCGCCUGUUACUUGCUGAUCUUUUAUCUGAUAAUACCCUGCGGUCUGUACAUGCUUCUCGACAUGGAGAACCUGUACAAGGAGAUCAAACUGUUCGGCCCGAUGAUCUUCUGCGUGGCUGCGUUCGUCAAGUACCACUGGCUGAUACUCCACGGCGACGACAUUCGCGAAUGCAUGGAACACAUCAAGUGGGACUGGAAGAAUGUGGAAUACUUCAAGGAUAAAGACAUCAUGUCCGUCAACGCGAAUUUCGGGAAGAGAAUCGUGACUGUCUGCGCACUCUUCAUGUUCACCGCCUGCACCUUCUACUUUCUCAUCAUACCGCUGAAUCUGAGACGGAUUGCCACCGAUAACGUUUCCUUCAUCCCUGUCAUGUAUCCCUUUUCUAAGCACAUUGUAGACAUACGGUAUUCUCCCGUCAACGAGAUCGUCUUCUCCAUUCAGUUCGUUGCUGGGGUAUUGAUCAACGCUAUCACGGUUGGAAGUUGCAGUUUGGCGGCCGUGUUGGCGGUGCACGCUUGCGGGCAGAUGGAGGUUCUGAUGCGGUGGCUGGAACACCUGGUCGAUGGCAGGUCUGAUAUGAGCGAAAGUGUGGAUCAUAGGAUUGCCAAGGUCAUUAGCCAGCAUGUGAGGAUACUGAAAUUUUUAGCAUUGACAGAAAAAACUUUCAAACAGAUAUCUUUCGCCGAAUUUUUAGCAUGUGUAUUGAAUCUCUGCCUCGUUGGAUAUUAUAUUAUAACGGAAUGGAAUUCGAAGAAUAUAACGAUUACUGUAGGUUACGUGAUACUGUACACGUCACUUGCUUUCAAUAUUUUCAUAUUUUGUUAUAUAGGCGAGCUUGUGGCUGAACAGUGCAGAAACGUUGGCCAAAUGUCAUACAUGAUUGACUGGUACCGAUUACGAGGCAACAAGAAGCUGUUCUGUAUUUUGAUAAUGGCAAUGUCCAACUCCUCCAUCAAACUCACAGCUGGAAACAUGGUUGAACUCUCCAUUGGCACCUUUACAGACGUUGUGAAGACAUCAGUCGCGUUUCUAAACGUGUUGCGCAAAUUUUCGUGA
Molecule: messenger RNA, 1478 nt
Organism: Megachile rotundata (alfalfa leafcutting bee)
Lineage: Eukaryota; Metazoa; Arthropoda; Insecta; Hymenoptera; Megachilidae
Biological process (GO): detection of chemical stimulus involved in sensory perception of smell; sensory perception of smell
Cellular component (GO): plasma membrane
Molecular function (GO): odorant binding; olfactory receptor activity
Source: RefSeq, a predicted model, not a curated record